This is a messenger RNA of Lepisosteus oculatus (spotted gar), 4668 nucleotides long. Its product is annotated as maestro heat-like repeat-containing protein family member 1. Gene Ontology annotation, cellular component: cytoplasm. The record is from RefSeq and is a predicted model, not a curated record. Lineage: Eukaryota; Metazoa; Chordata; Actinopteri; Semionotiformes; Lepisosteidae.
AAUAGCUGAGCCAAAAAUUGACGCGAUUAUUUUACUCAAAUGUUUUCGCCCGGGAAGAAACAGUUUUAAUGGCAGCACUGCGUACCGAUAAGGAAAGGGUUAUCUUAAGCUAUUUCCCACGGGUGUUCACUAGCAGCGUUUUGCACACAGUGCAGCACUAAACAGAAAAUAUAGUUGUUCAUGUUUGUCUUUUUAUUAUGGAUCUAUUCUUUUUAAUGCGUUUAGUAAUGUCAUUAUGAUAUAGAAGAGUUGAAUGAUAGACAUCGAAUACCAACUUCUGGCUUGUCAGAAAUAAAUUUAUAAACGCUAAGUAACAAAUAAAGUCUAGCUCACCUUUCAUUGUUCUGUUCUUGCUGUUCUGUGAGAGAAACAAGAUGAGCUUGAGUCACUGUAAGUGUCAGAAGAGAGGGAGAAAUUGGGUCUCCUCCUGUCUGUCCACCCAGACAGAGUGCCAGUGCCCUGGGCCAGAUGAAAUCAUAGCUGUAAUGGAGGCUAUGAACUCUGAGCCAGACAUGCAGGAGCUCAUGAAAGAGCUCUAUACCCUCCUACAGCAAAACACGAAGGGGACACUGCCGGUGAUCUUGAGGUUUCUUAGCAGCAGCCAGAUGACACCUGCUCAUCGCACUGCAAUCCUCCAGGCAGUGGAGAGGCUGCUCUGUGAGACAGGGGCAGCUCUACAAUUGGAUGAGUCACUGGCUAAGAGCACUGUGUCAGUGGGCUUAAAAGAAAUGACCAUGUCAUCUAAAUGGCUGCCUGAUUGGCAGCAAGCAUGCAGCAAUAUUGUCGUGUCUGUGGUGAGAGAUCACUAUCAUACAACCAUGGACAUGGUGCUGUCAUAUUUACAGCCUGGAGAGCUCCCACACCACGCCCUGCUGCAGGCUGUGUCAGAUAUCUCCCAUCACUGCAUCCUUGAAAUUGCCAGUGACAUGGGGAAAAUUUUGAACUUUUUAGUGCCUCUUCUGCCUUUAGCAAAAACCAAAGUCAUGAGGGCAAUGAUGUCUUUUGCAUUAGGAAGCCUGUGUGAGAGUUGGAGUCAAUAUCAAUCCCAGGCUCCAGCUGACAACAUCCUGGAUGUCUCACAACAGAUCAGCACCAGCUAUGAUAUUAUGUCCAGUUGGCUGCCAACAACUAACUUAAAGGUGACUGAGGCCAUCGUUUUGGCAUUUGGACCCAUGUGUAGGUUUCUGUCAGAGGAGAUCCUUCAAAGAAACCUGCUAGGAAUUGUUUAUGCCUUCCUGCCAUUGUACACAGUUGAAUGGAAUAUCCAGUACAACAGAAUCAACAAGAGUCUCAGUCUGGUUGUGGAGGCAGGACUUCAGAAAGGUAGACAGGUUCUGAAUUGUCAUCUGAACUACAUGAUGAACAUGAUGCACACAAAGAUCUGUGAGUCUUUUGAUCCUCCAGAGGAUGAGGGAUACAUGUACCUGAUCAAGAGCUUCAUUGACUUAGCCAAGGUCUUUCCACAGAAGGUCCUGCAGUUUGUCUUGGUAAUGCUGGACAGUCCAGUGGAGCAGAACCAGCUGGGGAGCCUUACUCUGUUCUCAAAUAUUGUACAUCAAGAUUUCCUCAGUGGACAUUUGAAGGAGUAUGUGCUGAAGUCCUUUACUGGGACCCUUGGAAACACCAGCAAUAAGGUGAAACAUCUGCAGUCCCAGGUGUUGAUGGAGAUGGGGAAAAGGGGCUAUCUGGGGCUGGAGGGCACAGUUGUCGCACUGCAAUACAUUGUAAAGAACUGUGCCCUUGUAGAUGACAUCACCAAGAGCUCCAGGGACCCUAUGCUGUGGUCCAACCUGUUGAAGGCCAUUUUCUGGAGAACAUACAGUGAUGCUCUGCCUGUAUUGUGCAAUAAUCUGAAUGUGCUCUACAGCAGGCUGUGUGAGAAGGGCUACUCUGUGAUCUCUGACUUUGAAGAGCUGGAUUACAUAGCUUCACCAGAUAUCAUGCUGAUUAGACUUCUGCUUGGAGCCUCUCAGUCACUCAGAGGUGGGCAUGAGUGCCUGACACUUCUGCACUCCCUGAGCUCAAUCAUCCACCCCAGGCUGCACAGCAUGUGGGAGCAUCUCAUUCCACCCCUGGCCAGGAACCUCACAGAAUCGCAAGGGGUAGAGAUAUCCCUGGAGCAGUGGCAGGAAGGGCUGUAUGUGCUCCUGUCUAACACCCUGAGUUCAGUGGCAGAUGAGGCCUGGGCCUGCAGCCUCACAAAGGCCAUGACCAGAGGCAUUUGCACACUCAUCGCCACCAGUGAGGAGAAGGCCUUCCUGUGCCAGUGUGUGGGUGUGGCAGUCCAGCACGUCUCUCGCCAGGACACUGUGAGAGAUGUGCUUCAGGACGCACUCCUAGGAGUUCGGUAUGAGAGGCCUGUGGAGAGAGAGGGGCUGGCAGUGUUGAUGGGGCUGUGUGCUAGUGCCCACCCUGAUGUGGUGCUGUCUGUGCUGGAGGGAGUGGAGAAGACCGAUCCGGAGAUCUACUGCAGUGAUCUUUGCUCUGAGAGUGAUUUUACCAUCGCUCUCAUCCUUUCCUAUGGGCAUAUUGCUCUCAAAGCACCAUGGCUCCUGCAACAGAGAAUGGAGACUGACUUUUUUGGCAGAGUCAGACAACAUUUCACCACUAAGGACUCUAGCAUCAGACUGAUCCUAUGCCGCAGUGUGCUGAUGAUCUCUCAGGCCGUGCUGAGCUCCAGUCACACUGGGACUCCCAGCUUCCCAGCCAAGGCCCAGCUCCUGGAGACAAUGGUGGAGUUUAUUAAAGAGGAGCCCAGUGACCCCCUGAGCUCUCCAGUUCGCUUGCUGGCCCUGCGCAACUGUGUGAUACUGAGUUGUUUCAACCCAGUGCUGCCUGAUGUGCACAAUACCUUACUGCACAUUUGUGCAAAGGCUGUGCUCACAUUGUCUCCAGAGGAUUCCAGUGGGCCUGAGCCCCAGGUGCUGUACAGUGACUUUGCUGAAGCUCUUCUAUACCUGCUGCUCAAAACACUGCAGCAAAACAUCCGACCAGCUGGACUGCAGGGAGCACUUGAGCCUGUGGAAGCCUGGCUCAGAUCUGCCCAGACCUGGGAGAGAGUGAGAGCCAUUGAAAUCACAAAAGCCCUUCUCCUGUUCUACCUUGAGAACUUUAAUCCCAUGAAUAACUUGAUGUUCCCUGUUGGGGAGCUCCUAGGACUCCUCUUUCCCCGGUGCUGUGAUACAGAGCCAUCUGUCAGGGAGAAGGCAAUGGAGUGUGUCAUCACAGUACUGGACAUCUGGAUGAGCGGAAAAGGUCGAGCUCACAAAAGCUGUGCCAAGAGUCUCAUGACUCUGAAAAAAUCAGUGUUCAUGGAGCUUGACCAGGGCACAGUCAGGGGCUCUUGCUCUGCUGUCACACAGCUGGUAGGUCGAUUGCUCCCUCACCACCAAGUGAAGAUCAUGAUAAGAGGCCUGUUUGACAGGCUGCUGCUGGACUCUCAGCACAGCUGCUCCAGUGCAGCGUGUAUCACCAUCACACGCCUCUUCCAGAGUCACAGCAAGGAGCUGGCCAGCAUGGUUCCUGACAUGCUAGAUGUCUUUAUGACCUGCUGGAAUCUGCAUGAGAGUGUGAGGGAGAGUUUGAAGGAGGGGGUUGUGUGUCUGGCAUCAUACAACCUCAAACUCACCAUCAGCUUCCUGUUGACCUGCUCUUCUAUCCAUGAGAGUUUGCUCAUGGAGGUUUGGCAGGCCCUUAGCACCAGCCAGGUCGCGUCCAAGAUUGUGACGCACCUGGCUGAUUAUCUCUGCCUAACAAAGGGAAUGAAGAUGGGUGAUCUGGCCCUGGCUAUACCCAGAUACAGGAAGGAGCAUCUGGCAACUUACAACUCAACCAUGGAGACCCCAGUGGAGUCAGUUGUCCUGCGGGCUCUGUCUGGACUAAUGACCAUCCUGUCUGUCUGCGAAAAUAGUCAGAUCAAGUUGCUGGUGCCUCUUGUGUACCGUAGAGCAAAGCUCUGCCUGGAGAGUGAGAGCCAUGAAGUCCGCAGCACCACUGUGCUUCUUCUGGGGCAGCUGGUCAGGCUGGGUUCAGAGGAUGCUGCCAUAAAAAAAGAGGUCCACAGCUCCCUGGUCAGUCUGCUGCUCAAUCUCACUGACUGCUGCCCUGAGGUCAACGAGGCCUGCAGGACAGUUCUGUGGGAGGCUAUGCCAUCAAUGGGCUCCUCUGUUAUCACAGGACCUCUGGAGGAGACAUUCAGCCAAGACAAGGAGCUCCAGUUCAUUAAGGACAUGGCCAGCAUUCUGAUAAAGAGAUUCCCUGGCAAUGUCAGCCUUUACCAGAACUGUGCCCUCAAGUUUGCAAGGAGCAGAUGUCCAUGGGUUCGAGAGAGUGCUGCCAUUUUCAUUGGCCUCCUAGUGCAGCAGCGGCAAAAUACCCUCUGCUCAUGCUUGGCCAUCAGAAGAGCCCGUCAAGGACUGAGGGCACUCCUGCAGGAUCAAGAGCCCCGGGUGCAGGAAAGGGCUGCCGAAGCUAUGAGUUUCUUCAGCCAGCCCUAAACAUGGAAGCCAUGUAGUUUUUUGAGCUGGGGCUACAGGGGUGCCCGACUCUGGAGGUUGCAGCCAGAGAUACAUGAGAGCCCCCUGUUCUUUGGAGACUGUGUGCUGAACCCAAAAGGCCUGAGUCAAUCACUAUUGAUGUAGUAUAAUAAACAAAAAAUUAAUAAAAGUA